CAAGAUGGUUUGUGCUAAGAGUUGGGUCCUGAAGAAACAUUUUGAAGGUUAUCCUACUACAAGUAACUUUGAGUUGAAGACAACUGAACUUCAACCCUUGAAAAAUGGAGAGGUACUGCUUGAAGCUUUGUUUCUCAGUGUGGAUCCCUAUAUGAGAGUGUCAGCCAGAAAAUUGAAGGAAGGUGAUACGAUGAUGGGGCAACAAGUGGCCAGAAUUGUGGAAAGUCAAAACUCAGCUUUGCCAAUAGGAACUAUUGUUGUGGCUCCUUCAGGCUGGACAACACACUCCAUUUCUGAUGGGAAAGACCUGGAAAAGCUGCCUACAGAAUGGCCAGACACAUUACCAUUGUCUUUGGCUCUGGGGACCAUUGGCCUGACAGGCCUAACAGCUUACUUUGGCUUACUUGAAAUCUGUGGUGUGAAAGGUGGAGAAACAGUGAUGGUUAAUGCAGCAGCAGGAGCAGUGGGCUCUAUUGUUGGACAGCUAGCCAAGCUCAAGGGCUGCAAAGUAGUUGGAGCAGCAGGUUCUGACGACAAAGUUGCCUACGUGAAAAAACUUGGAUUUGAUGUUGCCUUUAACUAUAAGACGAUAAAAUCUUUAGAAGAAACUUUGAAAAAAGCCUCUCCUGAUGGCUAUGAUUGCUAUUUUGAUAAUGUAGGUGGAGAGUUUUCAAACACGGUUAUCCCCCAGAUGAAGAAAUUUGGAAAAAUUGCUAUGUGUGGAGCCAUUUCUACAUAUAACAUUACUCGUCCACGUCCCCCAGGUCCACCCCCAGAAAUUAUCAUCUAUCAGGAACUCCGCAUGGAAGGCUUCAUAGUUACCCGCUGGCAAGGCAAUGUACGCCAGAAGGCUUUGGAAGAUUUGCUGAAAUGGGUCUCCGAGGGUAAAAUCCAAUACCAUGAAUACAUCACAGAAGGAUUUGAAAACAUGCCAGCUGCAUUUAUAGGAAUGCUGAAAGGAGACAAUUUGGGAAAAGCCAUAGUGAAAGUGUGA
Messenger RNA from Chrysochloris asiatica (Cape golden mole), 994 nucleotides. RefSeq names its product prostaglandin reductase 1 (gene PTGR1). The coding region runs from base 5 to 994 and encodes 329 amino acids. Gene Ontology annotation, cellular component: cytoplasm. Lineage: Eukaryota; Metazoa; Chordata; Mammalia; Afrosoricida; Chrysochloridae. Gene Ontology annotation, molecular function: 2-alkenal reductase [NAD(P)H] activity; 15-oxoprostaglandin 13-reductase [NAD(P)+] activity. Gene Ontology annotation, biological process: prostaglandin metabolic process. The record is from RefSeq and is a predicted model, not a curated record. The transcript has 9 exons.